This is a messenger RNA of Aspergillus pseudonomiae, 534 nucleotides long. RefSeq names its product cytochrome c oxidase subunit IV (gene cox5b). NCBI's taxonomy places the organism in Eukaryota, Fungi, Ascomycota, Eurotiomycetes, Eurotiales, Aspergillaceae. Gene Ontology annotation, biological process: mitochondrial electron transport, cytochrome c to oxygen. Gene Ontology annotation, cellular component: mitochondrial envelope. The transcript has 6 exons. Bases 1 to 534 code for a protein of 177 amino acids. The record is from RefSeq and is a predicted model, not a curated record.
AUGUUCCUCCAACGCACAGCCUUCGCCCUUGCGCGGCGCGCUCCCAUCAGGGCCGUCGCUGCCCGCCCUUUCUCCUCCUCCGUCAUCCGCUGCGAAAUCAAGACCGAGGAGGACCUCGUCCCCCCCGGUGCUAAGGCCGGUUCCGUUCCCUCCGACCUCGAGCAGGCCACUGGUCUCGAGCGUCUUGAACUCGUCGGAAAGAUGCAGGGCAUUGACAUCUUCGACAUGAGGCCUCUCGAUGCCUCCCGGAAGGGAACUCUCGAGAACCCCAUCAUCGUCAACGGUGCUGGUGACGAGCAGUACGCUGGUUGCACUGGUUUCCCUGCUGACUCCCACACCGUCAACUGGCUGACCGUCUCUCGUGACCGCCCCAUCGAGCGCUGCGGCGAGUGCGGCAACGUCGUCAAGCUGAACUACAUCGGACCCUUGGAGGACGCCCAUGACCACGAUCACGGCCACGGCCACGGCCACCCCGCUCCCGAGGAGCCCAAGACUUUCGCCGACUACGUCAAGCCUGAGUACUGGUACCGGUAG